Messenger RNA from Sphaeramia orbicularis (orbiculate cardinalfish), 3117 nucleotides. Its product is annotated as ubiquitin carboxyl-terminal hydrolase 16-like. Lineage: Eukaryota; Metazoa; Chordata; Actinopteri; Kurtiformes; Apogonidae. The record is from RefSeq and is a predicted model, not a curated record. Gene Ontology annotation, cellular component: cytosol; nucleus. Gene Ontology annotation, biological process: regulation of cell cycle; protein deubiquitination; regulation of gene expression. Gene Ontology annotation, molecular function: zinc ion binding; cysteine-type deubiquitinase activity.
CCGAGCAUCAGAAGUAGCGGCACCGUCACGUUUAGUGCUCUGUUGUCUGCAUGUGUCAGCUGGCAUUUUUUGUGCUAAAUCAGCGGAGUAAUUUUCAGGGGACUGUCCUAAAAAUUCCUGUCUGCCUUUUCUAAACUGACAGUCUCGUGUUUUUCGGCUGUAAUGCGUAAACUAAGUUAAGUAUGUGUAGAAUAGUGGAACCAUUCACUCAUAGUAAACGAAACUGAAAACCGAACUGAAGGUUGUUUUUUUUUUUACCUGCAUCUGUGACAGUGAAAAUGGGAAAGAAAAAGGGGAAGGAUAAAAGCUCCAAGGAGGUCGAUGACAUUGACCUGACAGGUCCAUCCUGUAAGCAUAUUAAAAAGGGAUCAGAACAAACUCUUAUCAAGAAACUCUCUGGGAAUUCUGACUGGACAAGUUGUGAGGACUGCAAGCAUGAUGAAAAUAAAGAAGAUGCGAACAGUAUGGAUCCUGAAAUUGAAAAUGAACUACCAACAGUAUGGAUGUGCUUGAAAUGUGGGCAUAGGGGAUGCGGAAGAAAUUCUGAGAACAAACACGCCGUCAAACAUUAUGAGACUCCACGGUCGGAUCCUCAUUGCUUGGUGGUCAGCCUAGAUACCUGGAACGUGUGGUGUUACAUUUGUGAUGAUGAAGUCCAGUAUUCCAGAACAGGGCAUUUGGCUCAGCUGCUGACCAACCUAAAAAAACAAACCUCAUCCGAUGCCUUAAAGAAACCACAGAAAAAAGAAAAAGAGGAAGACAUUGUUGUGGAAGAGGAGCAGAAGUCAAACUCUGUUAAAACAGAAGACAGUGAAGAUAAGGAAAACAAAGAAGAGAAAGAGAAGGAGAAGGACCACCAGAAGAAAAACACUAAGAGAGAAAAUACAGGGAAGUCUCAGAAGUCCAGUCAAACAGAAGACAGUCGAGUUGUUUCGGUGAAGGGACUGAGCAACCUGGGAAACACGUGUUUUUUUAAUGCAGUCAUUCAGAAUCUUUCUCAAACUCCUUUAAGACAAACUCUCAACAAAGCGACAGAACAGAAGAUGAGCCUUAAUAUCGAACCUGUUUCCCCCUCAAAUCUGGAUCGUAUCGCUGUCCAGUUAGACCAGCCCGGAUCCCUGACUUUGACUAUGUGUCAGUUACUGAAUGAGAUCCAGGAAUCUAAGAAAGGAGUGGUAACACCACGGGAUUUGUUCACACAAGUUUGUAAAAAGGCUGCCAGAUUCAAAGGAUUUCAGCAACAAGACAGCCAGGAGCUUCUGCGCUACCUGCUGGAUGGAAUGCGAGCUGAGGAGAUCAAAAGAGUCAGCACUGGGCUAAUGGAUGCAUUAAAAGAAUCUAAAAAAGGCAUUGAUGGAGAAGAGCUAAAAGCAUUGCUCAAAGAGUAUGAGAAGAAUGGAUUUCCAAAAAACUUUGUGGACCAAGUUUUUGGUGGAGAAAUGACCAGCACCAUAAUGUGUCAGCAGUGUAAAACGGUUUCUGUUGUCACUGAGAUGUUUUUGGAUCUUUCCCUCCCUGUUUCUGAUGAGGCAUACAGAAAAAAGAACCAGAAAAAAGCAACUCAGAAAGCCAGUGAGUCGAGCCAGGAUGGAAGGAACAGCCCGGCUUUGACCAACGGGAAUGAUGAUAUUCCCACAGGGGCUGGCAGCAAGUACCAGCAAAAGAAAGCCAAGAAGCAGGCAAAGAAGCAAGCCAAGCAACAAAGGAGGCAGCAGAAGCUUGACGGCAGGGUCACGUUAGAUAUUCUCACAUCCCCGAAGAACACAGAGGAUACACCGACAGAUUCGGCUGUAAAUGCUGACGACAACGCGGACAAUGAGCCUCACGAAGAAGAAGAACUUAAUGAAGGCGGUCCUGCCCAGGUCUGUGUCGCUAAAGAGGACCAGAAGAACACUGGAUCGGACCAGGCUGACGAAGAAAAAGAAGAAGACGAGGACUCUCUAACCGACGGCGACUCUUCUGUCAGUAAUCGUUUUACUAUCCUAUCAGAGGAGCGACAGGGAAAUAACAGCGUCUUGGAAGGCGAACAAACAUCCAACAUGAAUCAGGAGCAAGAGGAUGACUCUCUAGUGAAGGAGAUGGAGAAAGUAAACUUAGAUGAUGCCUUCAUUGAAUGCUCAGAUGCUGUUGAUCAAAGCAUGGAGAGUGAAGAUGAACCUCUGGAGCCUAAAGAGUACACCGUGGUUAACCAGGACCCAGAACUGGCCUUCCACACUCUGGCCACCAGGACGGCGCCAGAGAAGCAGGAGUGUUCAGUCCAAUCGUGUUUGUUUCAGUUCACAGAAGUUGAAACCCUGACUCAGAAUAACAGCCUGUUGUGUGUCACCUGCACUAAACGGCAGCCGAGCAAAGACGAAGCUGGAGGUUCCAAGAAGAAUAUCUACACCGAUGCCUUAAAGCAAAUGCUGAUCUCCUCUCCUCCUCCAGUACUUACCCUUCAUCUGAAAAGGUUUCAACAGAAUGGCUACAGUAUUUGUAAAGUGAACCGGCAUGUCCAGUUCCCUAUGAUCUUGGAUCUGGCCCCAUUCUGUGCUAUAAAGUGCAAGCAUGCGACAGAGGGAGAUGAUAAAAUCCUGUACAGUCUGUAUGGCAUUGUAGAGCACAGUGGAACAAUGAGAUCAGGCCAUUACACGGCCUACGUGAAAGCACGUCCUCAGGUCCCUGCGUCAUUGUCCAACGGAGUAGGAGCAGAAGGAGAUGCAGAGCCACCCAGAGGAUCCUGGUUCCAUAUCAGUGACACCAGCGUCCAGCCUGUGAGCGAGAGCAAAGUUCAGAGUUGCCAAGCCUACCUCCUCUUUUACGAAAGGAUCCUCUAAACGACUUGAGCUUCAUCACUCAGGAAAUGCAAAUCAACUCGCAUCAGAUUAAAAAUAUUGAUCACACAGAGGAGGGGGGGUGUUGACAUUUUGACCACACUGAACAGCUGUAUGUCUGCUGGGAUACAAGAAUACAAUGAAAAUCAACUUGGACUGUGACCAUAAUGUGGAAUUGUGUUUUAUAUAAACCACCAACAGAUGACACUUCUGUAGAUAAAUGAAAGCUAGAGGGAGGAUAAUUUGUACCAAAUAUUUAUAUGUUUAUUUUUUAACAAUAUGUAAUGAAAUGCUUACAAAUCAA